Dendrobium catenatum is the source of this 1000-nucleotide messenger RNA. RefSeq lists its product as uncharacterized. The transcript is spliced from 3 exons. The record is from RefSeq and is a predicted model, not a curated record. Bases 123 to 797 code for a protein of 224 amino acids. NCBI's taxonomy places the organism in Eukaryota, Viridiplantae, Streptophyta, Magnoliopsida, Asparagales, Orchidaceae.
AUUAACUUGGGCGAGCCGCUUCAUCUGUAAGCAAACUAUGGGAUCGGAGGGUUGAUCCAGCACAGAGAGAGCGGGCAAGAGAGAGUGUGUGUGAGGAUUGUGGAAAGGUGGGUGAGAGGGAGAUGGGAUGCGAGUCGACGGCGGCGUCUCCGAGCGGGAAGCGGGGGAGGGAUCCGGAGGAGGAGGUCUACCUUGACAAUUUGCAUUCACACAAGAGAUAUCUUAGUGAAAUAAUGGCUUCUAGUCUAAAUGGACUAACGGUUGGUGACUCCUUGGCUGAGAAUCUUAUGGAUUCUCCAAUGAGGUCUGAAAGCAUCUGUUACCCAAGAGAUGAGAUUGCCUCACAGUACUCUCCCAUGUCCGAGGACUCAGAUGACUCGCGCUUUUGUGAAAACCCAAUAAGUUCCACUGUGCAUUCUGAAGCCACAACCAGCAACACUAGCCCAGUUUCUCCUCACAGGCACCAAAGAACUCAAAUAGGGCCGGUGACAACCAUGUUUCCUCCCCUUCCAAGCUGCACUCUUGCCGCCGUCGUCUGCUCCCAUUCUCGGCAGCAGCGGGGCUCCGAUAAUGACAGCCGGUUUCCGUCGUCACCCAAUGAUGUUUGCCAUACUGGUGAUCUGAGAAGAACUGCUCUUCUCAGGUCGGUACAGAUUCGAACACAGGGGGAAGAGAAGCCAUGCUUGUUCAUGAAAGAUGAUGCUGGCUAUCAGAGCCCAGAAAGGGAAGUAGAGGACUACAUUGAGGAUUGUUCUUCAGUAGAUGGCCUAAAUGAAUCUAAGUUUGGCGAGGAGUGAUUGCAGCCAGAAGUCUUCUUCAGCAUUUUCUGACACUGAUUUAGGGUUCUUUCUGUUCAUCUUUGAGGUAAAUUUGCCUUACCUUUUUGCUAACUUUUAAAGCAGGACUAUUUUCUUGUUUUUUAACUAAUUCCCUCUCUAAGGUAUUGUACAUCCUGAUGCUAAUUAAUUUAGCUAUCUAAUUUAUGAUCAGCUUCUUUUUU